GCUUGAAUAUAAACUGACUGGCCAAAUCCAGUCACCACCUGGAUUUAACACCUCGAAUAGGAAAGAGCCUUCCACCAAUAAUUACUGUGGUAAUUCACACGCUUCAUUUAUGGAGCUACAUUUCAAAAGGGACAAAUUAAUGGCCUGCAUGCAUUCCGGAUGAUCUCUGAAACUACAAAAAUUGGGCUAAGAACUGUUCAAUACAUCAUUAAACCUGGAAGUGGUGAUGAUUGAAUGACUCUAGAUCAAAUCAUACAAUAUGGCUGUGUUUAAUACUGAAAGACAGGGUAUUUCCACACAUAGCCUUAAGAAAACUACUUGGUGUUUAAUUGGGGGAAAAGGCUUCAGUUUAGGGAGCAUAAAGAUUAGAAUCUUGGGCAGUGGAAAAAGAUCAUGUGGUCAUAUAAUCCCAGAUUUAUCAGAUUUCAGAUGGGAACCUGUUGGUCAGUGUUAUGAUCUGUAGUUGCUUCAGAUUGUCUAGGGUUGGUUUGGUAGUGUUAUUUGUCCGAAAAUGAGAUCAGCUAACUACCGGAAUAUACUGAAUGCCCAGGAUUUUUCCAUCACUGAAUUUUUUCUUCCCUGAAUACACUGGCUUAUUCCAGGAUUAUGUGAUGGUUUCAAUUACUUCUAUCGUUAGGUCUUUUUGUUCCUGCUCUGUCCUAUACACAGAAAACUGGAAUGUACCAAAACCACGCUAAAGACACCAACAACAACUGCCAAAAAAGCCUUCUCUGUGGUCAAAAGGAAAAGCUCAUCCAGGCUAUUAAAAGAAUCAAGCAUGAGGUAGAUGAGUGCAGAGAAGCAGAAAGAGAGACAUACAUAGAAUCAGUGGAAGUAGAGAACAGGUUUGAUGACCUAGAAAGGGAAAUCAGAGCAGAGUUUCAGAACCUCCACCGCUUCCUGGAUGAGGAGGAGUGGAGGGACCUGGAGCGACUGAGGAGGGAGAGACAGAAGCAACUGAAACAGCUGAAGGAGAGAGAGAAGAAGAUAGCGGGGCAAGGGCGAGACCUGGAAAAAGCCAUCGCAGUGCUCAACAACAAGCUGACUGAGGAGGACAGUCCUAAGCUGAUCAAAGAAAUUCAAGAUCUCAUUAAAAGAUCUCAGGUCAGCUUUGUUCUCCCAGCGGAGGUGGACACAGAGGUUCGCUCUGGCCAGUUUGUCGGUCCCAUCCAGUACAGAAUAUGGAAACACAUGAAAAGCUGCCUCUACCCAAAUAUUACAUCAGUGACCUUUGACCCUGAAACAGCACACCCGAAUCUGACUCUCUCCCAGUCCUGCACUUCAGUUUGGUUUGAUGAGGAUAAAGACACAAAAGACUUCCAGGCCAACCCGCGGCAGUUUCACUAUUACUACUGCUUGCUGGGCCGUGAGGGCUUCACCACAGGGCGACACUACUGGGAGGUCGAGGUUGGGAGCAAGACGGCGUGGAGGCUGGGUGUGGCAAGAGAAGACGUCCCAAGAGGGGAGAUGUCUGCCACAGGCACCUCCAACGGCCUGUGGACCUUGGCACUGAAGAGCGGCUCUAUCCUAGCCUGCACUGACCCAGACCCGAUAAAGAUCAAGGUGUCGCUCUGCCUCGUCCGCAUUGGCGUGUUCUUGGACUGUGAAAAGGAGGAGGUGACUUUUUAUAAUGCCCUUACCAUGGCACCAAUCUACACCUUCUCCAUGGGCACUGUGGAGGUUCCUCUGUUUCCCUUCUACAACCCAUGUGACACAGAUUAUGGAAAGAAUAUGGCACCACUGAACAUCUUUAUCCCUUCCCUAUAAGAAGCUGUUCAGCUGGAACCGAACAUUAAGACAUUUGCAGAAUUAAUUGCCAAUGAUUUCAUCAUGAUUUUUCAUUUUUGAAGCACCUCUCCAACUGGAUUACUUAACAUCUUACUCAAAAGUAUAAUAGCUAGAUGAGUCAAAAAUAAAAUUAAUAGUUGCUACAGUGAUUCUAUUGUGUCUCUCAUUUUAAGAAGAAGAGAGUCCCUCUCAUUGAUUAUGCACUUAUUUCCUGGUAAAAGAGGGUAUAAAUGGAAAAACUCAGUUUAUGAAAUAAACACAGGUCACUGCUUCUGUAA
This is a messenger RNA of Maylandia zebra (zebra mbuna), 2066 nucleotides long. RefSeq names its product zinc-binding protein A33. The record is from RefSeq and is a predicted model, not a curated record. Gene Ontology annotation, molecular function: protein binding. NCBI's taxonomy places the organism in Eukaryota, Metazoa, Chordata, Actinopteri, Cichliformes, Cichlidae.